AUGUUUUACUCCACCCUCGUUGUCUCUGCAAUUGCUUUCUCAGGUCAGGCACUUGCUGCCAACCUAACAUCCACUUCUCCAGCAGACGUCGCUGCUGCUCGCAACAGUGCCUUGACACUUAGCCCGACCAGCAAUGUCAAAGGCAAGGUGUUCGACCGCUUCGUGACUAUCUGGCUCGAGAACACCGACUAUGACAAGGCUGCAAGCGACCCCAACCUCGCCUGGCUGGCUAAGCAAGGCAUCACACUAAGCAACUACAAUGGAGUCACUCACCCCAGUGAACCCAACUAUGUCGCUUCUAUCGGUGGUGACAACUUUGGCAUGGACAACGACGACUUCAACCAGAUUCCUGGCAAUGUUUCCAGCAUUAUUGACUUGUUGGAGGAUAAAGGUAUCGCUUGGUCACAAUACCAAGAAGACAUGCCAUAUUCCGGUUUCGAAGGAAAGGCCUGGAUCAACCAGCAAACCAAGGCGAACGACUACGUCAGAAAGCACAACCCUGCUGUAAUCUACGACGCCAACACCAGUGCUGAUAGACUGGCCAAGAACAAAAACCUGACCCAGUUCUACAGCGACCUUGCGGCCAAGAAACUUCCCCAGUGGAUUUUCAUCACCCCGAACAUGACUUCAGACGGCCACGAUACUAGUGUCACCACUGCCGGUGCCUGGACGCGCAACUUCCUGGAGCCUCUUCUUGACGACAAGCACUUCAUGAAGAACACGCUCGUCCUUGUCACGUUUGACGAGUCCCAUACCUACACCUUGCAGAACCAGGUCUUCAGUGUUCUUCUCGGUGACGCAGUACCCAAGAAGCUUGUUGGCACCACCGACUCUCAAUACUACAACCACUACUCUGAGAUUAGUACUGUCGAGGCAAACUGGGACCUACACACUCUUGGUCGCUGGGACGUUGGUGCCAACAUUUUCUCUUUCGUUGCUGACAAGACUGGUGACGAGAACACCCCAUGGCCCGCUGCUUCCGGUCCCAACAGCAGCCACUUCUUCAACAGCUCUUUCUCUGGCCCCUUCAGCGAUGCCGACAGAGUUGCCACUCUUCCCGUUCCUAACACCAAGCUCGUCAGAAACGGUCGCAAGGUUCUCGGCAAGAUCGCUCGUACUUGGGGCGAUGCUUCGUUGCAGAGCCAGACUUACUACCAGAACACCGUCCAGAUCCCUGACGGUAUGCAUCCUCCCCAGGGCUGGUAA
Molecule: messenger RNA, 1206 nt
Organism: Aureobasidium namibiae CBS 147.97
Lineage: Eukaryota; Fungi; Ascomycota; Dothideomycetes; Dothideales; Saccotheciaceae
Product: acid phosphatase phoa
Exons: 3
Coding region: 1-1206 (401 amino acids)
Biological process (GO): phospholipid catabolic process
Molecular function (GO): hydrolase activity, acting on ester bonds
Source: RefSeq, a predicted model, not a curated record